This is a messenger RNA of Alternaria alternata, 1653 nucleotides long. RefSeq names its product FAD-binding domain-containing protein. Bases 118 to 1647 code for a protein of 509 amino acids. The transcript is spliced from 2 exons. Lineage: Eukaryota; Fungi; Ascomycota; Dothideomycetes; Pleosporales; Pleosporaceae. The record is from RefSeq and is a predicted model, not a curated record. Gene Ontology annotation, molecular function: oxidoreductase activity; FAD binding.
UAGGAAGGUAAUGUAUCCAUCAGAUAUAAGACUAGCGAUGCGCGCGCUCUUGUAGACUGUAGAACAAUAGUUCUUACACCAAAUUCCAUAACACGUUCGUUAUCACCUCGAUUCGCCAUGGGUCUUCGCCACUCUUUCAAGCCCCAAGGUGCACUUCGCCUUUUUUCCAACAUUGUCGUUGCUGGUUCUCUUCUCUCUGGCGCAGUAGCUCAGGAUGAUUCUACUAGGCUCCGAGACUGCUUGAGCAACACUAGCAUCCUGCCCUCCCUAACCACCUUUUCUGAUGCCAUAAACUGGGAGACCGUCACCUCCCCAUGGGCCCUACGAUUCAAUCCUGAACCAGCCGCUGUUGUUGUGCCUCGCAAUAGGGAUGAAGUGGCUGCUGCUCUAGCUUGUGCCGUCGAAGCAGGUGUAAAGGUUUCGCCAUUGAACGGAGGACAUUCCUAUGGAGCCUAUGGCCUUGGAGGGGUUGACGGCGCACUUGUGAUCAACAUGGAGCGCUUCACCGAAACCACUUUUGACUCGGCAAAGAACCUGUUCACUUACGGCGGCGGAAGCCGAGUUGGACCUGCCGCAACAUGGCUCUGGGAAAACCAUGGGCGUCACUUCCCUCACGUCAGAGCCAACUGGGUCGGUCUCUCCGGUUCGUCCAUUGGGGGUGGCUUUGGUACCACCAGUCGUUUCCUCGGCACCCCGAUGGACAACCUCGAUAGUGUUGACGUGAUGCUCUAUAAUGGCACUAUCGUGACUGCCUCCCGCACGGAGAAUCCCGACCUGUUUUUUGUCAUCCAAGGCGCUGGCUCAUCCUAUGGUAUCAUUCUCUCUCUGACUACCCGUACCUGGAAGCCAGAGUUUGAGGUUGCCACCAAUUUCACAAUCUCGCUCGGUGCUGUAGACAUUGAUACCGGUGUCCAAGCCUUGAUGGAUAUCCAAGAGUGGGCCAUGACUGAAGCUCCCGAUACCUUCGCUCUGCGAUGGCAGCUUGCUGGCGAGUGGAAUGGCAGCGGCUACUUCUACGGUAACCCAGAUGAGUUCGAUGCCCUCUUCGCAAGCCUUGUUAAACGCCUCCCCAACACCACGACUACGACCAAAACAACUGCGGACUUCUGGGCCAUGGAGAACUUCGCCGCUCCCCUACUCAACGGAACCGCCGACACCUUCCCUCCGCGUAGCAUGUACCUGCAAGCCCUUGUUCUUCGCAAGGACCAACCUUUCACAUUUGAGUCCGCUAAGGCUCUGUACCAGUACACCACCCUCGCGUUCAACCGCACUGACCUGACCGAGUUCGGCUUCCUGGACCUGUGGGGCGGUGUCUCCCGCGAUGUCGAUGACUCCAAGCAAGCCAUGGCAUACUCCAACAACCAAUGGCUCAUCCGCUGGGAGGGACGUCUCGCCAACGGCCUGACUCAGUGGCCCGCUGACGGUAUUGAGUACAUGCAAGCUGGUUUCAGACCGUUCAAGGAGCAGCUGAAGAAGGAGGGUAUACCGCUCAGGGGUUUCGUCAACUACCGAGACACUGAGCUUUCUCUUGAGGAGUGGAGCGUCAGACUCUACGGUGACAACUUUGAGAAGAUGAAGAGGAUCAAGUCGCAGUUGGACCCUCAGGGAGUGUUUACCACCCAUGCGCAGAGUAUCCCCUCAUCGUGAGCAGUU